GAUACUAGAAAUUAGAAAAGGAAAGCAGCCAAGUCGAUCAUCACAUCACCUGAUCGUUCUUGUGAGCUCGGGUGACAACGUUAAUUAAUUCGUAAGAAACUGCGGCACCGGCAGUAGCAUCAAUGGCACGGGGAAGCGCCGCCGCGCCGGGGCUGCUGCUGGCGCUUUGCUGCGCGGCUGCCGCCAUCGCCGUCGUCCACGGCGAGGAUUGGGCCGUCGGCGACAACAAGGGAUGGUCCUUCGGCGUCGCCGGCUGGGAGAACGGCAAGCGAAUCCAGCCCGGCGACGAGCUUGUGUUCAAGUAUGACGCGAAGAUUCACAACGUGGUGGAGGUGGACCGGGCCGGGUACGGCGGGUGCACGGUGACCGGGCCGUCCAAGGUGUACAACUCCGGCGACGACCGGAUCAAGCUCGCCGGCGGCGAGGCCUUCUUCAUCUGCAGCAUCCGGGACCACUGCACCGCGGGCAUGAAGGUCAAGGUCGCGGUCACGGCCAACGCGUAGGUCGUACCUAGCUAGACUUGCAUGAUGAUAGUCUCGUCUAGAUUAAGCAGAAUCUAUUCCGACCCUCAUUGAUUAUACUCUAAUAAGUCAAAACCAAAGCUAAAACCAAAAUUGAAUUUUCAACUUAAAUUUGAUGCUGAUUUUAACAUACUUUUAUCAGUGUCCUCUAGUGAGCUCCAAAUUUAAAAACUUUAAAAACGACCGUAAUGAGCCCAAAAUUUUACUUGGGCUGAACUACGAGAGGGAGGUCGCAAUGCGGACAUGGGCUGAAAA
Oryza sativa Japonica Group (Japanese rice) is the source of this 776-nucleotide messenger RNA. RefSeq names its product basic blue protein. Gene Ontology annotation, cellular component: plasma membrane. The record is from RefSeq and is a predicted model, not a curated record. Lineage: Eukaryota; Viridiplantae; Streptophyta; Magnoliopsida; Poales; Poaceae. Gene Ontology annotation, molecular function: electron transfer activity.